AUGUUGAUCAAAGUAAAGACACUGACAGGCAAAGAGAUUGAAAUCGACAUUGAGCCAACAGAUAAGGUUGAGAGGAUCAAAGAGCGUGUGGAAGAGAAGGAGGGGAUUCCCCCACAACAGCAGAGACUGAUCUUCAGUGGCAAACAGAUGAAUGAUGAAAAGACGGCCAGCGACUACAAAGUGACAGGAGGCUCCGUCCUCCACCUGGUUCUGGCAUUGAGGGGAGGUUGUGCCAAACAAGAUGUUUAA
This is a messenger RNA of Candidula unifasciata, 249 nucleotides long. The record is from the annotation of a GenBank genome assembly. Lineage: Eukaryota; Metazoa; Mollusca; Gastropoda; Stylommatophora; Geomitridae.